CUCGACUGGGCCGCGCGGCGCCCCGUCCUCGGCGUCCACGUGCGGCGGGGCGACACGUGCCUCGACGGCGGCCGCGGCGAGCUCCGCAAGCACAAGGGCCGGACCUGCGACGGCCUCGCGGCGUACGCGGCGCGCGCGCGCGCCAUGGUCGACGCGCACGGCUUCCGCGCCGUGUUCCUCGCGACGGACGACCCGCAAAUCGUCGCCGAGGCGCAGCGGACGAACGCGUUCGGCGUCCCCGUCCUCGCGCCCGGCGGCGUCGAAAACGCGUCUUUUUCUUCUCCGUGUGUGGCGGCCGUGGGUCCAAACUCUGUUUUCACGCGGCGACGGCGCCCCCUCAACCUCCCGCGCGCAGGUGGCCAACGAGGACGUCGACCGCCACCAGCUCUACGGCCGCGGCUACUACAACAAGGUCCUCAAGGACAUGCCCGAAGCCGACGCGCGAGCCGACGCGCGCGCGGUGCUCGACGACCUCUUCCUCCUCGCGGCGUGCGACGGCUUCGUCGGCAAGUUCACGUCCAAUAUCGACCGCCUCGCCGUCGCGCUGUCGAACGCGUGGCGCGGCGGCGACUGCGUCACGCCGUUCGAGUCCCUCGACGCCGCGUGGUGCGCCGAUUUCGGGCGCCGGACGGGGAAGUCCAUCCACGGGGACUUUAUGUGCUGAGCCUUUUUUUGUGUUGCCAGUGGAGUACUCUAUAGUAGAUCAGAACUACGAG
This is a messenger RNA of Pelagomonas calceolata, 716 nucleotides long. The record is from the annotation of a GenBank genome assembly. Lineage: Eukaryota; Pelagophyceae; Pelagomonadales; Pelagomonadaceae.